CCCGGCUCCGCCCCCAGGGCGCGCAGCGCUUCGACAGUCCAGGCUACUUUGAUGAGUUCUAGAAAAGGUGACUGGGACCGCCACCUCCUCCAGACAAUGAGAUUACCUGGGACCUUGGGGGCCUCAGCUCCAGGCCCCGGAGCUCUUGGAGAGGUAACGGUACAGGGUGAGCGUCCAGCCUCCCAACGCUGGGGGGCGCUGUGAGCUCUCAGUGACCUCCUGCGCAUCGGAAUACGAGGCGCAAGCGCACUCUCGGCUUUGAGCCGGCUUCGCACGUGGAAACCUUGUGGGCAAGUUUUUCCAGAAAAAAAAUGCCCAAAUUCAAGGUGGCCCGUGGGGCCGGGAAUCAGGAGAAGCAUGCGCCUUUGGCCGAGCAGAUUCUGGCUGGGAACGCAGUGCGCGCGGGAACCCGAGACAAACGGCGGGGACGCGGGGUCGAAGAGGAGGAAGAGUAUGUGGGACCCCGGCUGAGCAGACGGAUUUUGCAGCAAGCCCGGCAACAGCAGGAGGAGCUCGAGACGGAACAUGGGACCGGAGAGCGGCCGGCAAAACCGCGAGAGCGCGCCACGCGGCUGGGGCCAGGAGUGCCACAGGAUGGAUCUGAUGAUGAGGAUGAAGAGUGGCCUACCCUGGAGAAGGCAGCCAAAAUGACCGGGGUGGACCACCAAGCAGAGGUGGUCGUGGAUCCUGAAGAUGAACGUGCCAUUGAAAUGUUCAUGAACAAGAACCCUCCUGUCAGGCGCACCCUGGCUGAUAUCAUCAUGGAGAAGCUGACGGAGAAGCAGACAGAGGUGGAGACGGUCAUGUCGGAGGCAUCAGGCUUCCCCAUGCCUCAGCUGGAUCCCCGGGUCCUGGAAGUCUACAGAGGCGUUAGGGAGGUAUUAUCAAAGUACCGCAGUGGCAAACUGCCCAAGGCUUUUAAGAUCAUCCCUGCACUGUCCAACUGGGAGCAGAUCCUCUACGUCACUGAGCCUGAGGCCUGGACCGCAGCCGCCAUGUAUCAAGCCACCAGGAUUUUUGCCUCUAACCUGAAGGAACGUAUGGCUCAGCGCUUCUACAACCUGGUCCUGCUUCCCCGAGUACGAGAUGACAUUGCCGAGUACAAACGGCUCAACUUUCACCUCUACAUGGCACUCAAGAAGGCCCUGUUCAAGCCUGGAGCCUGGUUCAAAGGAAUCCUGAUCCCACUGUGUGAGUCUGGCACUUGUACCCUCCGCGAAGCCAUCAUCGUCGGCAGCAUCCUCACAAAGUGCUCCAUCCCCGUGUUGCACUCCAGUGCGGCCAUGCUCAAGAUUGCUGAGAUGGAAUACAGCGGUGCCAACAGCAUCUUCCUGCGCCUGCUGCUGGAUAAGAAGUACGCAUUGCCCUACCGGGUGCUAGAUGCCCUGGUCUUCCAUUUUCUGGGCUUCCGGACGGAGAAGCGCCAGCUUCCUGUGCUCUGGCACCAGUGCCUCCUGACAUUGGCACAACGCUACAAGGCUGACCUGGCCACAGACCAGAAAGAGGCCCUCCUAGAACUGCUCCGACUGCAGCCCCACCCACAGCUGUCCCCUGAAAUCAGGCGUGAGCUCCAGAGCGCAGUCCCCAGAGAUGUGGAAGAUGUGCCUGUCACCAUGGAAUGACAGGGCCACCUGUCAGGGGCCAGGGGCCGUGGGAGGACACCAGGUGGUGGCCCAAGGUGUAAAGACGGACCGGGGUCGAGGACUGAAGGGCCGCCGUGGAAUCUGCGACUCCAGUCCUGGGAGGGAGGGCUCAAUCCGGUUGGCUGUCUCUGCCAUUCUAGGCUGCGGUCCCCGUUCACUUCUGGAAUCCGCUUGCAGUUACCCCAGAUCAGCGCCCCAGCAACCCUGCUGGCACCUGGGGUAAGGGCUGCUGUCCAGUUACUGUGUGAGCUCACUGGGGUGUGGAUAAACAAAGGCCGUUAUUUAUUGGAGCUCUUGCAUUUUGGUACGGUCCCUGGAGGUUCUGCCUCCCCUUGUAGCCAGAGGUAGAAGUCAAGUGGCUCCUCGAGGCUUUUCCCUGUUCCCGCUUCAGAGGAGUGAGGUCUUAGUUUCCACAGAACCCUCACCCUACCCUUGAAUUCUACAAGGUUGUCUCUCUAGACUGUUUCUCUUGGUGUGUGUGUGUGUGUGUGUGUGUUCAUGCCCUGCCUACCCUCAAUGUGGUAUGGGCUACUUUGGGAACAUCAGCUUUUGUUGCCAUUGGGUUGUCUGUUGGGAAGGUGACAGUUCACUGUCAGGGAAGAUUAUAUUGCAAGAACGGCCCAUUCUCGAGGACAGUGACUCCACAGCAGUCAGAAAAGGUCAAAUGUAUUUUUCCUUCUAGCAACAGUUUGUCAGGUUGGCUGAUAGACAUGGUCAGGUGCCUGUGUCUGCCUCACUAAGGAGCAAAGAACAGCUGUUGGUUGGUCGGUUUGUUUUCUUGAGACAGAGUUUCCCUAUGUAGCCUUGGCUGUCCUGGAACUCAGCUCUGUAGACCAGGCUGGUCUGGGCUUGGAGAUCUGCUUCCCUGAGAUGGCUCAGCAGCUAAAACCUUGGUUUACAACCUUCAUAAUUUGUAAUGGUUUGGGGAAAUUUGCAUGGCAUUUUAGUUGCAGCCGGACAUGGAUCUGUUAAGUGUGAGGCCAACCAGAGCUAGCUAUUCAUUGAAGCCCUACUUCACAGGAAAAUAGAAAAGAAAUUCUUGGAACAUUGCAUCACAGCUGAGCGGCUUGAAGUCAUCCUGUUCUAUCAGUUUUUGCUUUUGAAAAAAUGCAUCUGUUAUAAUCCA
Messenger RNA from Psammomys obesus (fat sand rat), 2769 nucleotides. It is a transcript of the gene Bysl, whose product is annotated as bystin like. Gene Ontology annotation, molecular function: snoRNA binding. Gene Ontology annotation, cellular component: cytoplasm; nucleolus; preribosome, small subunit precursor. The coding region runs from base 312 to 1622 and encodes 436 amino acids. Lineage: Eukaryota; Metazoa; Chordata; Mammalia; Rodentia; Muridae. The transcript is spliced from 7 exons. The record is from RefSeq and is a predicted model, not a curated record. Gene Ontology annotation, biological process: rRNA processing.